This is a messenger RNA of Rubroshorea leprosula, 971 nucleotides long. Lineage: Eukaryota; Viridiplantae; Streptophyta; Magnoliopsida; Malvales; Dipterocarpaceae. The record is from the annotation of a GenBank genome assembly.
UUUGAAUAUAUUGACAGAUAACAUGGUUAAAAUGCGGAGGUCUCAUCCUUGCGAUCCGCUGAACCAUACCGUGACUGAUGCUGUUGGUCUAAUGCAAUUCAUGACUGCGGUGUGUGAGAUGGCACAAGGGGAAAGUGUCCCUUCACUCAUGCCCAUUUGGGAUAGGCAUCUCCUAAAUGCACGCUACCCUCCUCGUUUGACCUGCACACAUGAUGCAUUUGACGGAUUAGCUGAGACAGAGGUCGCCUUCAACCCACCCGAAGACAUGGUCCUAAGGUCUUUCUUCUUUGGACCCUCCGAAGUAUCAACCAUUCGUAAAACUGAGCCCAAUAAAAAGAUGCGAGCCAUAUGCGUUGUCAAUGCUCGUUCGAAAUUCAAUCCUCCUAUACCUAUAGGAUAUUACGGGAACGUAAUCGUGCAAUCAACUGCUCUAACAAGAGCUGGGAAGCUUUGUCAAAACUCGUUGGCAUAUGCACUGGAAUUAGUGAAGCAAGCAAAGGCAAAUAUAACAGAAGAGUACAUGAAAUCAACGGCAGACUUGAUGGUGAUUAGAGGUCGACCUCGUAUCAUAAUGGAUGGGACAUUUUUGGUAUCGGAUGUAACACGCCCUAGAUUUACAGAUGUCAAUUUUGGGUGGGGCAAGGCAGUAUAUGUUGGACCGGCAACGGGUGGUGGUAGGAUGAUACCUUGGGUUAUAAGCUUUUUUAUCCCAAUGAGGAACAAGAAAGGAAAGGAUGGAAUUGUGGUGCCAUUUGCUUGCCAGCUCUAGCUAUAGAAAGGUUUGUGGUGGAGCUGGAUAGCAUGUUGAAAAGCAACCUUUAAGGAGUAAUAGCUGGCUGUAAAAGAGUUGAAUAUGUCAGUGAUAACAAGAUGGAAUGCCAUGUAAGCAAAAAAAUUCCAUGUAAGUUUAUUAGUUAAUGGCAAUUGUUAGAGAUAUUAAGGUAUUUAAAGAAUAAAAUAUGAUGAUUAAA